Molecule: messenger RNA, 1451 nt
Organism: Tigriopus californicus
Lineage: Eukaryota; Metazoa; Arthropoda; Copepoda; Harpacticoida; Harpacticidae
Exons: 3
Coding region: 78-1355 (425 amino acids)
Molecular function (GO): protein binding
Source: RefSeq, a predicted model, not a curated record
GAACUUCCAUUGACACUUGUUUAUCCUCACGAAAGACAAUAUAUGAGCAUGCUAGGUGGCAAGAUCGUCCAUUCGACAUGAACGGAUUCCUUUUGAUAUUUCCAGGCCUUUUGAUAUUGGCCAAGUGCCUUGUCAUUAACGGUUGUGUAGUGGAAGAUGUGCGGUGUGUUAAGAGUUUCAACUCUCCGUAUGAAACCUCCCGGACCCGUCAUCAUAUCAGAUCCGGUGAAGAUUGCCUGGCUAAUUGUACUAAAAUUUUCGAAAAGAACUCCGAAAUCAACUAUUUCACAUAUGAUUCGGCCAUUGAGCGAUGUCGUUGCUCACGGAGGUGCAUCGUAGAUCGAGAGGAAAGUGCGAAAGGUGAUGUUGCUGGAUUAAUUUCGGCACAAGAUCCUGAUGAACUCUGCGUCACAGAAGCGGAUGUCGAAGAGGAAGCGGAUGCCUUUAUAUCUAUCAUGGGCACUGAUUUGGUACAACCCCAUCCACUGUCUGAAGACAGUUAUUGCAACACUAAGGCAAACAGGGACGCUGCCAAGUUUCCUGUGAGCUUAUCCUAUGAGAAUGAUCGGAGAGCUUUUUUCUUCAAUAACGAUGAAGUCGUUGCUUGCGGAGGUUGGAUAGGUUGCGAUGGAUAUAACAUACAUCCGGAAAUACAAGGGCAUUCGACUUUGGGAUUAAGUAACUCCCCUGUCAACAUUUCGUUGGUGACAUUUUCGAAUGGGACUACAUGGCUGUUGGGUGGAGAAAACAGGAAUUCGAAAUCACAUGAACCCUUGAUGAACACUUAUCUUUAUGAUUCUAACUCCAUAUUGGUGCAAUCGCCAGUUGCAAUGCCUCAAGCCAUGACUAUGUCAUGCAGUGCUCGGAUUAGCGAUUCCCAGGUGUUCCUCGUGGAUGGCCUCACUGGAGAUUGCUUCAUGUUUGACUCUGAGCAAGGGUCCAAGUGGAUAUCUUUACCUGGGCUACUUAGUCCCAAAAUGGAAGAGGUGCUUUGUGCCGUGGCCAAAAACAAUGGAGAUCCACUCGUGAUUGUUGAUGGUUGGAUGGGAGAUGAGGGGAAGGACGAGCCCUCGCAAAUCUUCCACGUGGCAAGUCAGACAUGGACUUUUGCUCCGGGUCAAAUAGACUACGUCAUUCCAUACCGUUCGGCGAUAUUGCCCCUAGGCAAUAGUGUCAUAUCUGUUGGUGGCUUCGUCAUUGACAACACUGGCCAACGCGUCAAGAAUACGUGGAUCAGAAUGUACGAUCUGAAAACUGGGAAUUGGGUCGUGAGAGGUUCUGAGCUUGAAGAUACCAUCGGCGGGACAGUGCAUUUGUUGGUGCCAAAAUCUUUGGAGAUGUGCAAACCUAGAUAAUAAGGGAAGAUUGUUAUAUGACAAAUGAGAAAUCCCAAGAGUCAAAUAAGAUGCCCAUUUGUAACCAGAUGAAUAAAUCAACGGUUGAAGUUCAUC